AUGUGGAAAACAGCCAUCGUGUUUUUCCUUUCAACAAGUAUCUAUGCGUUACAGGUCCCACUUGUGCCACCAGAUCGGGAUCCAUUUUAUUUGGCACCACCUGACUACAAGUCUGCUCCAUUGGGAACCAUACUCAGAUCUAGACCAACGCCAAACAAACUUGUCAACAUAUGUUUCACUUAUGAACUAAAAAGAUCUUGGCAAAUUUUAUAUCGCUCACAAAAUUCGUUCGGUGAACCGACAGCUAUUGUCAUGACUGUUAUGGAACCGUUCAAUGCUCAACCGUCCAAAGUGUUAUCAUACCAAACAUUCCAAGAUUCGGCCAAUAUAAAUUGCAGUCCCAGUUACGGGUUCCAGUAUGGAGCACCAUUGUCAACUAUCGCCUCACAAUUAGAUAUGAGGUUCCUAGUGCCAGCGCUAAAACAAGGAUACUAUGUAAUCAGUUCCGAUUACGAAGGAUUCAGCUCCAGCUUUGUAGCUGGUCGACAGCUGGGAUAUGCAGUUCUAGAUGGGGUGAGAGCUGCAUUAAAAUCAAAAGGUACUACCGGUAUUGAAUCUUCGGCAAAGGUUGUUUUAUGGGGGUAUUCAGGAGGCAGUAUUGCAUCAGGUUGGGCCGCGAGUUUGCAAUCAACUUAUGCUCCUGAGUUGAAACAAAACUUAUUGGGCUGUGCAUUGGGAGGAUUUGUCACAAAUAUAACAGCUACAGCUGAAAUCACCGAUGGAGGUUUUUUUGCGGGAUUGAUUCCUUUGGCUCUUCAUGGUUUAUCCAAUGAGUAUCAAGAGUUUAAGCAAGUUAUCAGCGAAAAUGUUGAUCCACAGCAUAUGGAGUAUUUUAAACAAGGUUCAGAACGUUGUUUUGCGGGAGGUUUAAACUUCUUCCGCUUUCGAAGCUUUUUUCAAGGAGGUGACCGCAUAUUUCCUCGCGGGUUUGACUUGCGUAAUGAUAAAAUCAUUGGGAAAAUUAUUCAAGAUAACUGUGUUUGUCAUUUGAAUCAAACUUUUCUGCCACAAAUUCCAAUAUUCCUCUACAACGGCCUAUUGGAUGAAAUUGUACCAAUAACUGGUCCGCGACACAUACCCAAGCAAUGGUGUUCCUGGGGAAUCAAAUCGUUGGAGUUUGCAGAAGAUUUAUUAACGGCUCAUGUGGGACAGCAAAUCGUUGGUGCUGCUGCGGCAUGGACGUGGAUUGAAAACAUGCUUAAUGGAGCUAAACCAGUAGAAGGGUGUGUUCAUACACAACGUUUCAACAAUUUAUAUUUUUACCCUGGAGUGAAGCAAGAAACUAAGGACUAUUUCUUAGGUUUUGAGUUUAGCAUUCUCGAUUAUAUCAUAGGUGCUAAAAUUUUUGAUUUUGGUAUUCUUCAAAGGUGA
Molecule: messenger RNA, 1371 nt
Organism: Lodderomyces orthopsilosis Co 90-125
Lineage: Eukaryota; Fungi; Ascomycota; Pichiomycetes; Serinales; Debaryomycetaceae
Product: lipase family protein
Exons: 1
Coding region: 1-1371 (456 amino acids)
Biological process (GO): lipid catabolic process
Molecular function (GO): triacylglycerol lipase activity
Source: RefSeq, a predicted model, not a curated record